This is a messenger RNA of Coregonus sp. 'balchen', 17768 nucleotides long. Lineage: Eukaryota; Metazoa; Chordata; Actinopteri; Salmoniformes; Salmonidae. The record is from the annotation of a GenBank genome assembly.
AUGAUAUACUUCCUCAUGAUAUACUUCCUCAUGAUAUACUUCCUCAUGAUAUACUUCCUCAUGAUUUCCUUCUGCCAGGUAAACCUACUUUGCAGUUAACAUUUAAUUGAGAAGGUUUUGGGGAAUGUAUUUUCUGUCAACCCACGAAAGGUUAUCUCACCAACUGGCUACACACAGCUACUGGUAGGCGAUCGACCUGUGGGAGACCCCUGAUAUAGGGCAUUACUGGGCCCCAAUACCCAUGGGUAGAAUAAAUGGUUCCCACCAUAGAAAUGUUACUAUUGUAUGUAUGGCUAUUUAACCCUCAAAACACAGGGGGGAGAUUAAAUAUGAAAUACCUUCCUGUUUGUGAGUAGUGGAGAUGAGAUGGGAUUAGAAUGGGUGGAGGGAAGGAGAGGAAUGUUAAUAGCCUCGGGGAGAAAGGGAAUUACAACUUGUUAAAAAUAAGUAUCCCUAAUGUAAGACUUUUUCUCCCUCUCUCUCUCCUUCCCUAUCUUUCCCUCUCUCAUUUCCUCCAUCCAUACCUAUUUUCCCCUUCCCUCUAUCCCUCCCUCUCUCUUUCUCCAUCCCUCCCUCUCACCCUCUUUCCCUUCUCCUUCCUCCCUCCAUCCCUCAUUUCUCCUCCCCUCUUUCCCUUCUCUCCCUCCCUCCAUCUCUCCCACAGAGACAGCCGCAAAGGCGUUUGGUAUACCCCUCUCCCAGGCGAUAGCCAACGACCGGGCGUACAAGCAGCGCCAGGAUGCUCUGAAGGUUGGUCGUUUUCUACAUUACAUUUACAUUUACGUCAUUUAGCAGACGCUCUUAUCCGGAGCGACUUACAAAUUGGAUUGUUUUACUGUAAAGUGGGAAAAAGACAGUAAAAACUCAGCAGUGUGUCUAGAUCCAGGUGAACAACUAAGUAUCCAAAAACAAGUAUAAAAACCUCCCGCUAGAAAAGACAGAAGAACAACCUUUGAAGGGAUAGUGCGAGAUUCUGGCGAUUUAAGCCCUUUUUCUACUUACCCAGAGUCCAGUAUGAAGGAAGUUGAAGGUAGUUUUGUGAGCCAAUGCUAACUAGCAUUAGCUCAAUGACUGGAAGUCUAGCGGAACAGCCUGCAUGCUGGCUCGCGAAACUACCUUCAACUUCCUUCAUACUGGACGCAGAGACAAAAAAAAAAUGGCAUCCAUGAGUUUAUCUGACUCUGGGUAAGAAUAAAAAGGGUAAUUGUCAAAUUCUCACACUAUUUUACUGUUAAAGUGUGUUGCGAUUGAUUUGAUUUGAGUGUAAAAAGUUUGAUCUGAUUUGCUCUGAAGGAGAGCAGAAGAGACUGUCUGGAUCUGGAGGCCAGCGUCCUGAUGUUCCGGGCUGAGAAACGGCAGCAGAGCAACGGGAACAAACCCCUCUGCAGCACGGCUUCGUCACCCUUCAGUGGAGCUACAGCUUCAUCUUCAUCAUCCUCGUUAGCACUGGAGCUGCACAGCAAACCACUCUCUCCCAGGUUCCUGGAUAACACGGCUAGAGUGCAGAGACGGGUGAGUUGGAGUUGGGGACCGCACACAAACACAUGAACACACACACACACACACACAUGCACGCACACACACACUAAAACACACACAGUGAGAAAGUUUGGGCUGAAAUAUGCUGACCUCUUCUGGGCUUUCGAAAGAGCUGUCAAAAGUGCUACAAACAUUUGUCGACUACGACUUUCAAAACAUGACCAUGUUACCAUACAGUGCCUUCAGAAAGUAUUCACACCCCUUUAAGUUUUCCACAUUUUGUUGUGUUACAGCAUGAAAAUUGAUUACAUUUGUAUGUCACUGGCCUACACACAAUACCCCAUAAUGUCAAAGUGGAAUCAUGUUUUUCGCAUUUGUUACCGAUUAAUUAAAAAUGUAAAGCUGAAAUGGCUUGAGUCAAUUAGUAUUCAUCUCCUUUGUUAUGGCAAGCCUAAAUAAGUUCAGGAGUAAAAAUGUGCUUAACAAGUCACAUACAAAGUUGCAUGGAAUAGUGUUUAACUAUAUUUUUUGAUGACUACCUCAUCUCAGUACCCCAUAUAUACAAUUAUCUGUAAGGCCCCUCCUUCAAGCAGUGAAUUUCAAACACAGGUUCAACCACAAAGACCAGGGAGGUUUUCCAAUGCCUCGCAAAGAAGGGCACCUAUUGGUAGAUGGGUAAAAAAAAAAGCUGACAUUGAAUAUCCCUUUGAGCAUGGUGAAGUUAUUAAUUACACUUUGGAUGGUGUAGCAAUACACCCAUUCACUACAAAGAUACAGGCGUCCUUCCUAACUCAGCUGCCGGAGAGGAAGGAAACCGCUAAGGGAUUUCACCAUGAGGCCAAUGGUGACUUUAAAACAGUUACAGAGUUUAAUGGCUGUGACAGGAGAAAACUGAGGAUGGAUCAACAACAUUGUAGUUACUCCACAAUAGUAACCUAAUUGACAGAGUGAAAAGAAGGAAGCCUGUACAGAAUAAAAAUAUUCCAAAACAUGCAUCCUGUUUGCAACAAGGCACUAAAGUAAAACUGCACAAAAUGUGGCAAAGAAAUUAACUUUAUGUCCUGAAUACAAAGCGUUAAAGUAUGUUUGGGGCAAAUCCAACACAACACAUUACUGAGUACCAUCAAGCAUAGUGGUGACUGCAUCAUGUUAUGGGUAUGCUUGUCAUCGUGAAGGACUGGGGAGUUUUUUAGGUUAAAAAAGAAACGCAAUGGAGCUAAGCACAGGCAAUCCUGUAAAGGAGGUAGUGAGUACUACUCCCCCUGAUUCGGCACAUACCUGGCUCCAACUCGGGACCUCUGCUUCACUAACACUCUUGACUGGCCUCCCUCAAGCGUCUCUACCGUUGCGGCACUCAAAAGCUAGCUAUUGAGCAGCGCAAACUUGGGCACUUAAAGCUGAGGAGUACGUUUCACAUGUUUCUGGAUGUGAUACAUUACAUCCAAGAGAUAAAAGGAAGUUGACUCAUCAUUUGGCGCAGAUGGACUUGGCAGUAGCAGACUCUUGUUUAUAUGCACACAUGCACGCACACACACACACACACACGCACGCACGCACGCACACACACACACACACACACACACACACACACACACACACACGCACACAACACACACACACACACACACACACACACACACACACACACACACUACUUGACCCCUCCUGGGAAAGAUGGAUUCACAGGAAAACAGGAAUCAAAGGGAACUAAUAAAUUAGUCAUGAGCAAUGUUCCCUCUAAACUGCGCACGGCACUUCCUCCAGGACUGCUGCGCAGAAGAAAUGCCAUGCCGCGCAGAGUUUUUGUGAUCGAAUCAACAUUACAGCAGCCUCUUUUCAAUCCAACAAAACAAAUACUAACUUUGCAAGAUUGAGUCUGUGAUUGUGUUGUAGGCAGAGCGAGAGCGCAAUGGGGUAGAAUUCUAUUGGCGGCGGUCUUUCAAUCACCCGCGAGUGAAUGCACUUUUCAGAUCAGUUCAGAUCAGAGCGCAGAGCCUCGCGUGUGCACGUUUGUUGAUAUUCUUUGCUAGUUAGCGAGUUAUUAGCCCAGUUAUAGAGAAGUAUAGGUCAGCAAUGGGGAGUUACUGCUUCCUACAAGAGCACAAAACAUGGAGGCUACAUUUCAAGCUGUCUUUGAAAAUCCAGUCAGGCAAAAAGCGUAUGCCUUAAUUAAAGGCCAGUGUUGUAUUUUGAGACAGGCUUGAAUAUGCAAAUAAGCCAAUAGGCAGAGGGGGUAGCCUACAUUGUCUAAUUCUCUGAAUGGUAAUGAUAAUUACUUUUAUUUUGUAAAGUGGUUUCUUGUAUCAUACAACGGAAUUUACAGUCACCUAUUUGAGCCAUGGUGUUACAGACCAAGUAAAAAAGUCAUUCAUGUCAAGCCCUUCAUAAUUUAAAAACGUUUUUAAAAGUCUCAUGCAGUGUAGGCCUGCAUUGAACACCACAUAUAGGCUACUGUAGGCUAUGUCAUAUUAAUCAAAAGCUAUUUUCAUGUGAAAAUGUUAUGGGAUUUGCCCCAUUGGUUUAGUUGGUAGGCCUACAGUACAUUAUGCUCAAAUAGCCACAAUAGCCUAUUGGCUACUGUCUAAAACUGUAAGGGUACAGCCUCCGUGUUCACUGAGAACGCGCGAUGGAAGUAGCACAAAAUUAUCACAAAAUGUUCAAGAUUCCGCUCACAAGACCUAAAAUUUGCUCAGUGCCCCAAAAAAUGUGACAGAACAUUGGUCAUGAGAACAAUCUCCUGAAGAGACCCAACAACAUUUCACCAAAUAAUAAACAUUUAUUUAUACUUUUAUUGUUUAUUUCUAAAGAUGUAUAAUCUCAUUAUUUUAAUGGGUUAUUGGACAGUCAAGGAAAAUGUAAUAUGCAUCCCUACAGUACUUGGAUAGUUCAGCAAGAAAGCCUUUAUGGCAACUGCCAGAAUUUUGCAAAACGUUUUUACAGAUCAACUAACGGAAAGCUUUUUUUGAAAUCCAGGAGAAAUAUUGUUGAAAUCCUCUGCCUUCCCUUCCCUUUCCCCACUGUCUCUACCGUUCCUCUGUUUACUCGCUCACUCCCUCCUUCACUUCCUUCACUCCCUCUCUUUCCUUCAUAUCCAUAUACUUUCCUAAUGUUCCUCUCUUCCUCCCUUCUGUCUCUCUUUCUCUCUUUCUCUCCCUCUUUCCCCCUUUCCCUCUCUUUCACUCUCUCUCUCUCUCUCUCUCUCUCUCUCUCUCUCUCUCUCUCUCUCUCUCUCUCUCUCUACUCCUCUCCCUCUCUGUCUCUCUCUCUUCUCUCUCUCUCUCUUCUGUCUCCUCUCUCUCUUUUUUUUGUCUCUCUUCCCACCUUUCCCCUCUACAGGGUGGCCUAUCAGUGGACUGCAUCUCAGAUCUUGUAGAGAGUCAGUCCCGCCUGUUGGAGGCGCUGCAGCUGUCCCACCCUGCAGAGCUGGAGCUGAAGAAGACUGCAGCCGGAGCCGGGGGGCGGAGCCAGACCAAGCUCAGCCUCAACCCCAUCUAUAGGCAGGUCCCCCGCCUGGUGGAACGCUGCUGCUGUCACAUAGAGAGACACGGUGAGUGUGUGUUGUAAGUGUGUGUGUCGUUUAAUUUAAAAAAAAAAAAAAUGUUUAAUUUAUUUAGUUUUUUCUAUCAGGCACAAAUAUUUAAUUACACAAAUUAUCAGCGAUCAACAACUUACAUCACUACAUCAAACAUGUCACACAAAACAAAACACAGGUAAAAGCAAGAAAAUACUUUAAAUACAUACAAAAAAUAUUGAAUUCACUCAGGAAAAAAUCGAAUUAUAAUGAUUGAAGAAGAUGUUAUUCUUUUUGUAAUUAACUAUGGAUAAAGUCUUAACAACAUGAUUAAAUUCAAUCACAGAUAUUUGUAAUUUUGUUAUAGCAUUCUGGAAUUUAUGUUUGUGUAUAAAGUAUCUGGCAACAAGAAUAAAUGGUCUUCAAUGGUCUUCUUAUCAUUGCAAUAGUAACAUAUUAAAUCCUUAAUGUCAAAAACAUGGGUAGUGUUCAAAAAGCUAAAUAUGUACUCUGCAAGGUUUUCCGAAAAAUCUAUCACAGAUUUACAGUCAUAGAACAAGUGUGUAAGAUUUUCUUUUUCGCAGAAAACACAGAUAUCAUCAAUAUCAAAAAUGUCGGACAACAUAGAAUUACAUGGAUAUACCGUAUCUUAUGUAGAAUCUUAAACUGCACUUCCUUAAAUUUGUUUGGUAUACAGUAUUUGUAAGGCAUCAACCAAGCUUUUUUUCCCCAGACAAUGUCAGGAAUAAACAUGUUCCAAAAUGUUUUACCUCUAGGCGUAAAUUGGUUCCUUGAAUGGAACAUUUGUGUUAUGUAUUUGUUACAACAAUAUUUCUCAAGUCAGCCCACGUCUUCCAAGCUGAGUUCUGGAUAAGCUCUGUGAUCAUCACCAACGACAUUAAAGCUUGUUGGUGAAACCUAACCAAUUUAGCGGGUAAUCUUUUGGGAAAAUAAUUACAUUUCAGUAAAAAUGGAAGACCUCCCAACUUAUUAAACACAUUGCUUGGAAUGAAAUACCAAAUUGAUUCUGUAUUUGACCAAAUAUCUUUUCAACCAAAUGAUCUUGAAAGUGUUAUUUAUGUCAACAAAAUCCAACACUUCCAUUUUUUUAUUUGAUAGGACUGACUUUUUCAGUUUGUGAGACUUAUUUUUUCCAGCUGAAGUCAAGAAAGGUAUUGUCCACAUCACCAACAAACUAUCAUGGUCCAAACACACCAAGACAGUCGUGAAGAGGGCACGACAACACCUAUUCCCCCUCAGGAGACUGAAAGGAUUUGCCAUGGGUUCCCAGAUCCUCAAAAGGUUAUACAGCUGCACCACCAAGAGCAUCCUGGUAUGGCAACUGCUCGGCAUCCGACCGUAAGGCACUACAGAGGGUAGUGCGUACGGCCCGGUACAUCACUGGGGCCAAGUUUCCUGCCACCCAGGACCUCUAUACCAGGCGGUGUCAGAGGAAAGCCCAAAACAUUCUCAAAGACUCCAGCCACCCUAGUCAUAGACUGUUCUCUCUGCUACCGCACAGCAAGCGGUACCGGAGCACCAAGUCUAGGUCCAAAAAGCUCCUUAACAGCUUCUACCCCCAAGCCAUAAGACUGCUGAACAAUUAAUCAAAUGGCCACCCGGACUAUUUGCAUUGCUGCUACUCGCUGUUUAUUAUCUAUGCAUAGUCACUUUACCCCUACCUACAUGUACAUAUUACCUCAAUUACCUCGACUAACCUGUAACCCCGCACACUGACUCUGUACCGGUACCCCCUGUAUAUAGCCUUGUUAUUGUUAUUUUAUUGUGUUAUUUUUUUUUUUACUUUAGUUUAUCUUAACUCGUAGUUUCUGUAUUGUUGGUUAAGGGCUUGUAAGUAAGCAUUUCACUGUAAGGUCUACACCUGUUGUAUUCGGCACAUGUGACAAAUACGAUUAGAUUUGAUCUCUUUAGAGGUAGUGGGAUUUACAAAUAAAGACAAUGAGGGGUUCACAACGUGAGACGGUCCCUCUAUCUUGGACAGAAGCACUCUCCCAAGUAUACAUCCCUUUGUACCCAAUUAUUAAAUAUAUUCUUGGUUUUCUUAAUUUUAGGCUAAGUGAUUUUUUAGAUAGAUGUGUUCCUAAAUAUUUCACACAGUCCUUUAGAGGAAUAUUGUUUAUUUCUGUAUUGUCUGAGAGUCAUAUAAACAUACGAUUUCAGAAACACCAGAUAGAGAAUGCAGUGAUGUCAUUAAGGGCAUGGGCGACCUGGUCUUUGUCUUAAAAAAAAAAAAGAAUGUUAUCGUCAGCCAGUUGGGGAAUUUUGAUUUCUCUGUCAAAAAUGGAUAAACCAUGCAAAUUUGCGUUAUUCAGAAUAUCUAGAGAUAGAAGUUCCACUACAAAAAUGAAUAAAAAAGGCGAAAUUGGGCAUCCCUGUCGUACACAUCUUUUGGAUGUAUUAAGGUUUAGUAUCACAGAACUAUUUAUAUCUUUGUAAAACAUGCGAAUGACUUCAAUAAAAUGUCCACCAAAACCAAAAAGUUUGAGACCGAAAGAGAAAUUCAUGUUCAAUUGUGUCAAAGGCUUUUAUUGAAGUCUGAAAAUAAAAUAUCAUCUGAGCCAAUUGCAUCUGAAUAAUCCAUAAAGUCCAAGACUAAACAAAUGUUGGAAUUGAUGUGACGGCCCUUCAUAAAGCCUGCUUGAAUAUCAUUUAUAAUGUUAUCUAUUACUUUCUUUAGUCUUUUGGCAUAAACCAGAGCAAUCAAUUUGUAAUCAAUAUUUAAUAAAGUGUGUGUAGGUGUGUGUGUGUAUAUAAAGCCAUUUUUACAUCAGCAUUUGUCCCAAGUGCUGCACCUUUAGCGGCAUUGGCAGAAAGCGCAUGUUUCUAGUUUUCCGGGAUACACUAUUUUCAACCUUACUUCCGUUUUCCUCAGGCGUCUUUCUACGCCUGCUAUGUUAGGUUACAAGUGCUGUUACCCAGCCUAAAACCCCAAAGAGAGACGCAGUGGCCAUGAUAAACUGCCAAGAAGGCAGGAACAUAGGAAGAAACCUAGAGAGGACGCAGAGUCAGAGGGCUGUCCUCUUCUGGCUCUACCUUCAUCAUAGGAAUCCAUUCGUAACACAGAUUAUGGUUGUGUCCAGUUAUAUCAAUACAGCCUAUGAGUUAGACACAGAGGAUACAAUGAACCACCAACUGUUAUUAAAUGUCAACUUUGUCUUCUUAGGGCUACAAACUUUGGGGAUCUUUCGUGUUGGCAGCUCCAUAAAGAGAGUUCGGCAGGUGAGCCUUUUGUUUUUUUGCAUUUCCACAUUACAUUUACAUUUUAGUCAUUUAGCAGACACUCUUAUCCAGAGUGACUUACAGUUAGUGAAUACAUAUUUUUUUUACACUGGCCCCCCGUGGGAAUCGAACCCACAACCCUGGCGUUGCAAACGCCAUGCUCUAUCAACUGAGCUACAUCCCUGCCGGCCAUUCCCUCCCCUACCCUGGACGACGCUGGGCCAAUUGUGCGCCGGCCCAUGAGUCUCCCGGUCGCGGCCGGCUGCGACAGAGCCUGGAUUCGAACCAGGAUCUAGUGGCACAGUGAUGCAGUGUCUUAGACCACUGCGCCACUCAGGAGUUUAGUUUACACGUUAGCCUAUGUACUGUAGUGAUUUAUACCUACUGGGUGUGUUGAUGUACUGCAGUGAUUUAUACCUACUGGGUGUGUUGAUGUACUGCAGUGAUUUAUACCUACUGGGUGUGUUGAUGUACUGCAGUGAUUUAUACCUACUGGGUGUGUUAAUGUACUUUUCAGUGAUUAACCUUGGGGGUUUUUUUUUUUUACUGCCGUGAUUUUUACCAAUGGGUUUUUUAAUGUACUGCCCGGAUUUAUACCUACUGGGUUUUUGUUAAUUUUUACGCGUGAUUUUUUAACCCCCAAAGGGGUGUUAAUGUUUUUUUAAAUUUUUUGGGUUUAUGUUGUGGCAGGUUGUGUUUCCCCCCCUGCUGUUUAAACCCCGGGCCGUUGAAAAUGUAAUUUCCUGUUUUUUAAAAGGGGCUCACAUGGGGAAAAAUGUCUUUUUUACUGGGGUGUGUAAACCGGGGGAAUUUUUUUGAUUUUGUUUAGUGUAUGUCUUUUUUCUGAUUUUUGUGUGUGUUUUGUGUGUGUGGUGUGUGUGUUUUUGGGACUCUCAUAUGGGUUUCUUCAAAUUUUGUAUUUUUGGGGUUGUGGAAACCACUACCUUUGGGGUGCGUGUAAUUUUGCUUUUUUUCUAAUAUUUGGGUUUUUGGGGGUGUGUGUGUGUGUGUGUGUGUGUGUGUUGGGGUUUUUUUUGCCCCUUCAGCGGGGUGAGGACUUUUGACAAAGGGGAAAAGAUGUAGUCUGGAUGAGGAGCCCCCAAAUGUCCAUGAUGUGGCGGUUCCCGAAGGGGGUUCCUUUAGAGAAAAGCCGACCCCCUUUCUCCCAAAGAGCUCUCCGGGUGCCCUUUCCCCCACGCCAAACCCACACACCCCCCCACCCCUGACCCCUCUACUGCCCAGAGAGCUCUACGCUGGGCCCUUCCCCCCACGCCCAAACCCUACGGCCCACACACACACAACCCUGACCCCCCCACCCCGAGAGCUCUACCCGCCUUCCUCCCCGCCCCAAACCCUACGACACACACCCCACACACCCUGACCCUCUCUGCCCAAGAGCUCUACGUGCCUUUCCCCCACCCCAAACCCACGACACACCCACCCCAAAACCCCGACCCUCUUGCCCCCGAGAGCUCUACCUGCCUUCCCCCACGCCAACCCUACGACACAACACAAAACACCCCCGACCCCCUUAAAUGCCAGAAAAGGGUCUACGCUGCCUUCCUCCACGCCAAAACCCUUUCGACACACACACAACCAAAACCCCGACCCUCUACUUGCCCCGAGAGCCCCUUUCGCUGCCCUUUCCCCCACCCCCAACCGUACGACCACACACCACACCAAACCCUGACCCCUCUAAUGCCCAGAGAGCUCUAAAGCGGCCCUUUUCCCACGCCAACCCUCGACAAAAACCCCACACCAAAACCCUGACCCCCUACGCCCAGAGAGCUCUACGCUGCCUUCCCCCCGCCAACGUAAAGACCCCAACCCCACAAAAACCCCACCCUGACCCUCUACUGCCCCAAAGUCUACGCUGCCUUCCCCCAAAGCCAACCGUACGACCACACAAAACACAAAACACCCUGACCCCCUACUGCCCAAAGGGGCCUUUCGCUGCCUUCCUCCACGCCAACCGUAAAGACCCACCACACCCCACACACACCCUUGGGCCCCUUUCUGCCCAAAAGCUCUACGCUUUCCUUUCCUCCAAGCCAACCGUACGACACACCCACACAAAACACCCCACACCCUGACCCUCUAUGCCCAAAAGCCCGCUGCUGCCCUUUCCCCCACGCCAACCGUACGACACAAACCCCCAAAACACACACAAACCCUUUACCCUCUACGCCCAGAGAGCUCUAAGCUGCCCCUUUUCCACGCCCCAAAAAACGGGGCCCACACACAAAAAAAACACCCUGACCCCCCCUGGGCCCCGAGAGCUCUAAAGCUGCCUUCCUCCACCCCCCCAACCCUACGACAACACCCCCCCACAAAAAACCGGGCCCUCUAAAUGCCCGAGAAACUCUACGCUGCCUUUCCCCCACGCCAACCGUGACACAAAAACAAACACAACACCCUGAACCCCCUAAUGCCCCGAAAAGCUCUAAGUCCCUUUCCCCCCCGCCAAACCCUAAAAAAAACACACACAACACACACCCGACCCCCUACUGCCCCCCGAGACCCCUUUCGCUGCCCUUUUCCCCCAAAGCCAACCGUAAGACCCCACACACCACCCCAAACCCCGACCCUCUAAAUGCCCAAAAGAGCUUACGCUUUUCCUCCCCCACGGGCCCCCCGUACGCACCAACCACACACACACAAACCCUGACCCUUACUGCCCAGAGAGCCCCCUAAGCUGCCCUUUCCCCCACGCCAACCGUACACACAAAACAACACACACACACCCUGAAAAACCCCUACUGCCAAAGAGCUCUACGCUGCCUUCCUCCAGCCAAAAUUCCGACCCCCAACACCCCACACCCACACACCCUGACCCUCUACGCCCCCAAAAGCUCUCCCCUGGGCCCUUUCCCCACGCCAAAAACCCUACGACACACACACACCAACACCCUGACCCUCUACUGCCCAGAGAGCUCUACGCCUUUCUUUCCCCCAAGCCAACCGUACACCACACAAACACACACACACUCUACCCCCCUAAUGCCCGAGAGCUCUACGCUGCCCUUUCCCCCACGCCAAAAAUAAAGAACACACAAAACACCCACCCCUGACCCCCCCUACGCCCAAAAGAGCUCUACGCUGCCUUUCCCCCCCACGCCAACCCUUAAAGAACCCCACCCCACCACACCACCCCGGGCCCCUUAUGCCCAAGACUCUACGUGCCUUUCCCCCCAAGGCCAACCCUACGGGGCAACCCCACAAAACACACCCACACCCCGACCCUUUUACUGCCCAGAGAGCUCUACCCUUUCCUUCCCCCAAAGCCAACCGUACACACACCCCAAAAAACCCCCCCCACACACCCUGACCCCCCACUGCCCAGAGAAACUCUAAAGUGCCUUUCCCCCCCCGCCAACCGAAACUAACCGUCUCUGUUCCCCCUUUGGGGAUCUAACCCCCUCUCUUCCCUCUGGGGUAAUUAACCCCCUUGUUUCCCCUGUGGGUAUCUAAACCCCACUCUGUCCCCCUUGUGGGUUUUUUAACCCCUCUCUGUCUCCUUUUGGGGGUAUUAAACCAACCCCCCCCUGGGCUCCCCCCCGUGGGUAUUUAAAACCCCCCCUCUGUCCCUGGUUGGGGAUCUUUAAACCCCUUUUUUUUUCUGUCUCCUUGUGGGGGAUUAACACCCCCUUUGUCUUCGGGGGGAUCUAACCCCUCUCUGUCUCCUCUGUGGGUACUUUAAACCCCCCCUUGUUCCAUGUGGGAUUAAAACCCUCUCUGUCCCCCCUUGUGGGUAAACUAACCCGUCUCUGUUCUCCUUUGGGUAUCUAACCCGGGUUUUGUUUCUGUGGGGAUUUAACCCCCCUUUUCGUCUCCUCUGUGGGAUCUAAACCCCCCUCUGUCUCCUCUGUGGGGAUCUAACCCGUUCUGUCUUCUGUGGGUAUCUAACCUGGCUUUUUUUGUGGGUUCUUAAAACCCCUCUCUGUCCCCCUCUGGGGGUAUCAACCCUUUUUGUCCCCCCCUCUGUGGGGAUUUAAACCCGUCUUCCCGUCCCUCUGGGGGUAUCCCAACCCGCUCGUCUCCUCUGGGGUAACCCAAACACCCCUUUCUUUCUCCCUGUGGGUUCUAAACCAGUCUAUUCUCCUCUGUGUGGUAUCUAACCCGUCUCUGUCCUCCUCUGUGGGUAUCCUAACCCAGUCCUCUGUCUCCUCUGUUGGUAUCUAACCCGUCUCUGGUCUCCUCUGUGGGUAAUCUAACCCGUCUCUGUCCUCCUCUGUGGGUAUCUAACCAGUCUCUGUCUCCUCUGUGGGUAUCUAACCCGUCUCUGUCUCCUCUGUGGGUAUCUAACCCGUCUCUGUCUCCUCUGUGGGUAUCUAACCCGUCUCUGUCUCCUCUGUGGGUAUCUAACCAGUCUCUGUCUCCUCUGUGGGUAUCUAACCCGUCUCUGUCUCCUCUGUGGGUAUCUAACCCGUCUCUGUCUCCUCUGUGGGUAUCUAACCCGUCUCUGUCCUGUAGUUCUGCGAGGGACAGACCAGUUCCAGUACCUGCAGCUGAUGCUCUACCUGUUACCGGCCUGUAACUGUGAUACCCUGCUCCGCCUCCUCACCCUGUUACACACCGUACAGAGCCACGCAGAGGACACCACGGGACCACAGGACCAGGUGGUUAGUGUCCAAGUGUGUGUUGUGUUGUGUUGUGUGUGUGUGUGUGUGUGUGUGUGUGUGUGGACGUGUUUAACUAAAACAUUUGACCAGCUGGGGACAUUUUGUUGGUCCCCAUGAGGUCAAAUGAUAUUUCUAGGGGGUUUAGGGUUAAGGUUAGAAUUAGUGUUAGAAUUACGUUAAGGGUUAGGAGCUAGGGUUAGUUUUAGGGUUAGGGUUAGGAGCUAGGGGUAGGUUUAGGUUUAGGGAUGAUGUUAGGUUUUUGGGUUAAGGUUAGGGUUAGGGGUUAAGGAAAAUAGGAUUUUGAAUGUGAUUGAAUUGUGUGUCCCCACAAGGUUAGCUGUACAAGACUUGUGUGUGUGUGUGUGUGUGUGUGUGUGUGUCUGUCUAUCAUUCUGUUCACCUGUCUAUCUCUUUCCCUGUCAGCUUAUGUCUGUUUCUCUAUUUUUCUGUCUUUCUCUGUCAGCAUCUGUCCAUCCUCAACAAGUCAGCUUCUCUCUCUCUCACACUCAAGAGGAGAGAACAUAAUGGAUUUUGGGUUCAAACUUAACCCUCCUAACCCUCUCUCUUUUUGUCUCUGUCUCUCACUGCAUAUUCUCUCUCUAUAUCGAUUUCGUCUACUCUACUUAUCUUGUCUAACUAUCUCUAGCAUCAUAUAUACUCUCAUCUACAUUCUCUCUCUUCUCUCUCUCUUCUCUCUCUCUCUCUCUCUGUCUCUGGUCCCUCUCUCUCUCUCCUCUGUCUCUGUCCUUCUCUCUCUCUCUCUUCUCUUCUCUCUGUCCUCUUCUUCUCUCUCAUCUGUCCUCUCUCUCGGUCUCUCUUCUGUCCCUCGUCUUGUCUCUCUCUCUGUCCCUCUCUCUGUCCUCAUGUCUUCUGUCUAUCUGUCCUUCCUCUCCUGUCUCUUCUCUCUCUCUGUUCCCUUUCUCUCCCUCUCUCUGCUCUCUCUCUCUCUCUCUGUCUCUGUAGCUUAUACUGUAACUAGCCUAGCCUGAACAGUAGGUAGACCUAAUAUGUGGUCAUUCCCCCUAACCCCCCUCUCUCCCCUCUCACUGCAGUUCCCAGGCAACAAGAUGACAGCGACCAACCUGGCGGUGAUCUUUGGUCCCAACCUGUUGCAGGGGGAAAGGGGCGGAGGGGACAGGGAGAUGAGUCCUCACGCCAUGGGCAUCGAGGACAGCACCGCCAUCAUCAACGUCACCCUGCACCUUAUACAGAACUACAGGCGACUGUUCACGGUACGAAGUGUGCAUAAGGGGGGGGUUUUGUGUGUGUGGUGUGUGUGUGUGAGGUGGGGUGGGGUGGGGUGGAGGCGGUGUGUGUGUGUGUGUGUAAAUCUCCUGUCCUCUUCUCCCCAGGUGUCAGCAGAGCUCCAGCAAGAGGUGCUGAUGAGUCUCAUUCAGACAGAUCCUGACAUCAUCGACUAUCUCCUCCGCAGGAAACUCAGGUAGGUGUAUUUCAGGGCCCAUAUUUACAAAGAGUCUCAGAGUAGUUCCCCUUGUCUAUUCUUAUUUAUUAUGAUCUAAAAGGCAAAACUGGUCCUGGAUCAGCACAUCAGUUGUGUCUGAAUCCCAGUGUUGUGUGUUUUAUUGAGUAUGUGUAUAUAUCUUUAUCACCAGCACUGCAAGACUUUCUGCAACGUGGAUAAUAAAAUACUCUCACCUCUACCUAAAACGAGAGAAAAAGGGCAGCCCCCAAGAAGGGAAAAAACAAACCCUCUAAAAAACCUCACUCUCCCCCCCUAAAACCCAACUAGAAAAAAAACAAAAAAAAUACCCUUUCCUCCUCCCCCCUCCUUCCUCCCCUUCUCCCCCCCACCUCUCCUCUCCCCUCCCUCUCCUACAUCUCCCCUCCUCCCUCUCCUCCUCCCUCUCCUCCCUCUCCCCCUCACUCUCCUCCCUCCCACGGUGACAGUCACCUGGCGGUGGGGACAGUAGACUCUACGGGGGGUCGGCGGGACACGGGGGUGUCUCUGGACUCUGUGGGGGUGUCCAGUGGUAGCCUGUCACCCCUGGAGCCCCCCUCGCCCCUCUAUAACCUGUCCCCCCUGGAGACCCCCUCGCCCCUCUAUAACCUGUCCCCCCUGGAGCCCCCCUCGCCCCUCUAUAACCUGUCCCCCCUGGAGCCCCCCUCGCCCCUCUUCAACCCGGACGGGCCCGGGGACGGCAGCCUGACCAGUGAGGUGUUCUUUAACCUGGACGCCCUACGACACCACAAUAACAAGAAACGUAAGUCACGGGUCAUAGAGGGGUGUCACGCCCUGGCUCUGGGGACUCUCGUAUGUUGAGCCAGGGUGUUUAUUUUGUUUAGGUUCUAGUCGUUGUCUAUCUAUGUUGGCCUGAGUGACUCCCAAUCAGAGGCAACGAGUGUCAGCUGGUUGUCUCUGAUUGGGAGCCAUAUUUAACUGUCUGUCUUUCACUUUGUGUUUGUGGUUUCUUGUUCGUGUUGGUUUGUGUUUAAACCAUAGACGUCACGUUUUUCGUUUGUUGUUUUGAUCGUGUGAUCAUUAAAUAAAUAUAAUAUGUUCACCUUCAACGCUGCGCCUUGGUCUCUCCAUGACGAUCGUGACAGAAGAAACCACCAAAACCAGACCAAGCAGCGUGUCCAGGAGCCAUCGCUAGCAGAUCUCCGUGGCAACCUCGACUGGGUCAAGCCUAGUGAGGAGCAGAGAGGGUGGACUUGGGACCAGUUGAGGAAGAGCUUCGACUGGGUCAAGCCCAUUGAGGAGCUGAAUGGCGGGAGUUGGAGACAGAGGAGCGAGAGUUGGGCGAGAACGAUGGAGGCCUGGCCCACGGGGAGGAGAGACCCCCAGAAAUUUUUUAGGGGGGGGCUCACGACGUCGGGGCAGCAGGAGGCCGCGAUAGAGCGGUCCAGCGGGUUGGCAGAGGAGGCCGCCAGGUUACGGGAGUCACUGGUCACCAGGGGGAAGGAGGUUGUAGAGGCACGGCGAGAGGUACUGGCGUGUGUUGCCAGUCCGGUCCGGCCUGUUCCUGAUCCCCACGUAGGGCCAGUGGUGUGUGUUCCCAGUACGGUCCGGCCUGUUCCUGCCACUCCCACCAAGUCAGUGGUGCGUUUCGUCAGCCCGGCGCGGCCCGUUCCUGCUCCCCGCACCAAGUCAGUGGUGCGCGUCGUCAGCCCGGUCCGGCCCGUUCCUGCUCCCCGCACCAAGUCAGUGGUGCGCGUCGUCAGCCCGGUCCGGCCCAUUCCUGCUCCCCGCACCAAGUCAGUGGUGCGCGUCGUCAGCCCGGUCCGGCCCAUUCCUGCUCCCCGCACCAAGUCAGUGGUGCGCGUCGUCAGCCCGGUCCGGCCCAUUCCUGCUCCCCGCACCAAGUCAGUGGUGCGCGUCGUCAGCCCGGUCCGGCCCAUUCCUGCUCCCCGCACCAAGUCAGGGGUGCGCUUCGUCAGCCCGGUCCGGCCCAUUCCUGCUCCCCGCACCAAGUCAGGGGUGCGCUUCGUCAGCCCGGUCCGGCCCAUUCCUGCUCCCCGCACCAAGGCAGUGGUGCGCUUCGUCAGCCCGGCUCGGCCCGUUCCUGCUCCCCGCACCAAGUCAGUGGUGUGCUUCGUCAGCCCAGUCCGGCCUGUCCCUGCUCCACGCACCAAGCCUACGGUGUGCGUCGUCAGCCUGGUAAGGCCCGUUCCUCCUCCACGCACCAAGCCAGGGGUGCGCGUCGUCAGUCCAGCACAACCCGUGCCUGGGUCAUGUCCGGAGCCGGAUCCGCCACUGAGGCGGAGUGCCCACCCGGUCCCUCCCCUGUUGUGGUUGGUUGGCGCGGUCGGAGUCCGCGCCUUUGGGGGGGGGGGGGGGGGGUACUGUCACGCCCUGGCUCUGGGGACUCUCGUAUGUUGAGCCAGGGUGUUUAUUUUGUUUAGGUUCUAGUCGUUGUCUAUCUAUGUUGGCCUGAGUGACUCCCAAUCAGAGGCAACGAGUGUCAGCUGGUUGUCUCUGAUUGGGAGCCAUAUUUAACUGUCUGUCUUUCACUUUGUGUUUGUGGUUUCUUGUUCGUGUUGGUUUGUGUUUAAACCAUAGACGUCACGUUUUUCGUUUGUUGUUUUGAUCGUGUGAUCAUUAAAUAAAUAUAAUAUGUUCAGCUUCAACGCUGCGCCUUGGUCUCUCCAUGACGAUCGUGACAAGGGGACACCUUUAUUCGUUCUGUUGCUAUGGUUAUGGCUAGGCUUAGGGUUAAAGACGCACUCCAGCUAUUUUAGAACUUUUCCUGUUGGAAAAACAAAACCCCAUAGGGCGGCAGGUAGCUUAGUGGUUAAGAGCGUAGUGCCAGUAACCGAAAGGUCGCUGGUUCUUAUCCCCGAGCCGACUAGGUGAAAAAUCUGUUGAUGUGCCCUUGAGCAAGGCACUUAACCCUAAUUGCUCCUGUAAGUCGCUCUGGAUAAGAGUACAUGCAGUUAAGUGUAAAAAAAAAAAGGGUUUUCAGCAAAAUAGUGUUUUUUAGACACAACUGCAAACUUCAAGGUGUUGGUCUGAUGGGAAUCCGUGAUGUCAUCGGCCCUCCCCCUUGUUUGAAGAACAAUAGAGGAGCAUUAGAAAACAAAAGAGGAAAGUAAUAACAAAGUAACAAAUCUCUCCCUCCACAGGUUCCAACGUGAUCCCGUCCAAAUCCAUCGGCCAGAUGAGACCGUUCCACUCCCACCACAACCUCCUGAGUCUGGCCCAGCCCUCCAGCAGCUCCAGAGUCCACCCAGAGGACAGUCACCUCCAGGCCCAGGAACAGAGGGCCCCGCUGGGGGAAGAUCUGAGCUUCACCCUGGGGGCUGCCUCAUGCUCCAGCCUGGGAGGACAGGGGGAUAACAGUGUCUGGGUGAGGCAGACGUCCCAGGAGGAGAGGGAGAAGCCCUCUCCUAGUCAUUCCAGUUAUUUCUGGGACUUCUUCACAGGGAAGGGCUCGGAGUCGGAGACCAUGGUAUGA